CUGAUAGCUCCUUCUACUUUCGCACCGUCUCCUCUUCGUCCUAAUAGCGUGAUCAUGCCGAGGUGUCGGCUUUGGUUGACUCUCCGGACACCGGGGAAAUUCCUGCACCAAUGGCACACGAGAACGCCACCGGCUCAAUAACUACGGACCUGGAGAAAUUACCUUUCCCCGGAUUUUCAUCUGAACCUGGAAGAUGAUGCUAUGAAUCGAGAACCGCGAAGACGAGCCGUUGGCUUGGCUUGGAAGAUGGGAACUGAGGGACCCUCGAUCUGGGGCGCCCGCUCCUCUAAAGAUGCUCAUGAGCGCUGUCGCUCAAAGAGCAAGUGUUUCCAAGUCCAGAUUCGAAUUCAGUCUACAUUUUCCAGCACUAAGCGGCAUCUCAAGUGGCGCGGUACCACGAGGUGGAAGACUUUCAACGCUCUUAACUUCCAGCCAAAGUAAACUAGUGGACGAAAUGCGCCUCUCACUAGCUGUAGCCAUCGUCUCAAGCCUCUGGAGCCUGAGUGUCGCAAGUCCGCUUUCGGCCGGCAGCCUCAAGGAGCGAGCGACGACCUUCACCAAUCCGGUCCUGUGGGAAGACUAUCCAGACCUCGAAGUAAUCCGUGUGGGCGAUGCGUUCUACUACACCUCCUCAACCUUCGCAUUCUCUCCCGGUGCACCAGUCCUAAAGUCCUACGAUCUCGUCAACUGGGCCCCAGUCAGCCACAGCGUCUCCACGCUCAACUUCGGCAGCAAGUACAAUCUGAACAGUGCGACCGACCGGGCUUACGUUAAGGGUAUCUGGGCGAGCAGUCUCCGGUAUCGCGAGUCCAAUGACAUGUUCUACUGGAUGGGGUGUGUCGAGUCGGGCAAAACGUAUGUCUGGACUGCCGGAGGAACUGGGGCGGGCAAGAAUAACGGCGAGGUAUCUAACUGGAACUGGACGGCCGCAGCAACCAUCAACAAGUGCUAUUACGAUAACGGUCUUCUAGUCGAUGACGAUGAUACGAUGUAUGUGGCCUAUGGGAACACGAAGAUCAUGGUUGCGCAGCUGAGUAAAGACGGUCUUUCCGAAGUCAAGUCACAGCAAGUCUACGUCUCCUCGGACAACGCAUACAUUGAAGGGUCGCGCAUGUACAAGGUCAAUGGUUUUUACUACAUCUUCGUCACCAAGCCAGCAAACGAAGAGUGGGUGCUGAAGAGCCAGAGCCCUUGGGGUCCCUACGAAAUGCAGGUUCUUGUCGCUAGCAUUGCUGGUCCUUUGACGAGUGCUGGCUAUGCGCAUCAAGGUGGCAUCGUCGGCACGAAAGACAACAAGUGGUACUACGUCGCUUUCAUGGACUCUUACCCGGGCGGACGCAUUCCAGUUGCUGCGCCAAUCACAUGGACUUCGGACGGCUGGCCGCAACUUGUCAAAGACGGCAGUGCUUGGGGGAAAACUUACCCGAUGCCCGUCCAAACCACCAAGACUGUUCCGUCACCCGUGGGCACAGAUAACUUCGAAGGAUCCGCCCUCAGUCAUGAGUGGGAGUGGAAUCACAAUCCAGACAACAGCAAGUGGAAGCUCGCAGGUGGUCUCCAACUCCAAACCGCCACCCUCACCAACGACCUCUUCACAGCCCGCAACACGCUCACCCACCGAAUCAUAGGCCCCAAAUCCUCCGGAACUUUCCGGCUCGAUAUCAGCCAAAUGAAAGACGGCGACCACGCCGGCGCCGCCCUCUUCCGCGACAUCGCCGCAUACAUCGGCAUCCACAAAGACGGGUCCUCCGCUAAGCUCGUCAUGGUCAACAACCUCAGUCUCAGCACAACCUGGGCUACGAACGCCACCGGCACCGUUGCAGCGACAGGCCCAACACUUGCUUCGGGCACCACGGACCUGUGGCUGCGCGUCCAAGCAGAUAUAACGCCUGCGUUUGGGUCGUCAACACAGCGGACCACGACGUUCUGGUAUAGUACUGAUGGGAGCAAGUUUACGCAGUUGGGGUCGCCUUUCCCGAUGACAAAUGCGUGGCAGUUUUUUACGGGGUAUCGGUUUGCGGUGUUUAAUCAUGCGACGAAGGCUUUGGGAGGUUCGAUCAUGGUGAAGAGCUUCACGAUGGAGAAGCUGUGAGCGCGCCAAUGUUGAGAAUGUAAUGGAGAGUGCAGGUAGAGUCUCUCGCCUCUCUCAAGCUCCGCUUGCGUCGCUCCAUAGUCGUCUUUAUCUAGCGACACAUAACUCGAUCCUCUCUCUUGCCUUUU
This is a messenger RNA of Trematosphaeria pertusa, 2220 nucleotides long. RefSeq names its product glycoside hydrolase family 43 protein. Gene Ontology annotation, biological process: carbohydrate metabolic process. The coding region runs from base 455 to 2092 and encodes 545 amino acids. Lineage: Eukaryota; Fungi; Ascomycota; Dothideomycetes; Pleosporales; Trematosphaeriaceae. The transcript has a single exon. The record is from RefSeq and is a predicted model, not a curated record. Gene Ontology annotation, molecular function: hydrolase activity, hydrolyzing O-glycosyl compounds.